Danio aesculapii is the source of this 3049-nucleotide messenger RNA. It is a transcript of the gene vps37ba, whose product is annotated as VPS37B subunit of ESCRT-I a. Gene Ontology annotation, cellular component: ESCRT I complex. Gene Ontology annotation, biological process: ubiquitin-dependent protein catabolic process via the multivesicular body sorting pathway; protein targeting to vacuole; protein targeting to membrane. Lineage: Eukaryota; Metazoa; Chordata; Actinopteri; Cypriniformes; Danionidae. The record is from RefSeq and is a predicted model, not a curated record. The transcript has 4 exons. Bases 79 to 945 code for a protein of 288 amino acids.
GGAAAUAACUGCUUUGCCCAGUGCGACCGAGCGCGAUCCGCAGACAGUUGUAAGUGUGAAGGGACUGCUGUGCCAGACAUGGCUGGCUUCGAGAACAAGUUGAGUUCUUAUACUUUAACACAGUUAAAUGAGCUGCUCGAAGAUGAUGAUAAACUCAACAAAUUCAUCGACGAGUCGGAGGAGAUUAAAGGGCUACAACAAAACAAGGAGACGACUCUAGCUAAUAACCGUUUUCUGGCUGAACAGAACCUUUUACUCCAACCCAAACUUGACCACCAAAAGAAUGAACUCACCAGACGCUACCGGGGCCUGCAGGAGCUGUUUGAGGCUUAUCAGCUACGCAAGUCCACUCUAGAUGACAGAUUAGGAAAUACACCCUUGGACACAUUGCUUGCACUCCUACAAGCAGAAGGGGCCAAAAUUGAGGAAGAAACCGAGAACUUGGCUGAUGCAUUUCUCGAUGGAGCAGCCCCUCUGGACACAUUCAUCGAUGACUAUCAGAGCAAGAGGAAGCUGGCGCACCUGCGGCGAGUCAAGAUUGAGAAGCUCCAGGAAAUGGUGCUAAAGGGACACCACAUGCCCCCGGCUGCACCUCCACCCUCUCGCACUCAGGACCUUCCCUGCAGGCCAGCAGCCCUCAAUAGAGAGGUCAAUGGUUCCCCCAUGCCGAUGCCCCGCCGGGCUCCUCCUCUUCCCCCUGUUAAAGAAUCUCCACAGCCGGCCCCCAUCACCGCCAUCUCCUACCCUCCUACCUCUCCAUUCGCUUCUCCUUCUCUGAUCCCUCCUACCUCUCCAUAUCCCCCUGUUCCCCCAAGAGUAGGAAACACACCACCCAUCUUAAACCAGGGAUAUCCCAGCAUGUACAUGCAGCAACAGUAUGCCCCACCUCUGCCCCAGAGACCCCCUCCACGCAUGGUACCACAGCCAGGCUUCAUCAUACAGUGAGCGAGGGACAUUUACAGCCUGUGGAUGACAAGAAAUGCACACUGGACGUUCAUUAAAAGCCUCUUAUAGUCCUUCAAGCUGCAUGUUAUCAAAUCAUGUGCGCAAGUCUAAAAUAAACAAGACUUUCCUGCAAUCAAAAGGGGUUGGGGGGGAUCAGCAACAGGAUCUUCAGUUUGCACUUUAGACAACUUUCGUAUUUAAUCAGUCAUGGCUGGUUAUGGAGUCAUGCCGUUCCUGUUUGACCCUCUUCAGUAGCUUUAGAUCAAGUCUUUUUUUUUUUGUACAUGAGCCUCAGGGGCUUCUAUACAUAAUGAAGAUUUCAAAGUUCAAGAGCAGGGGUUCAGUCAGGCCACAUAGACCGAUAUGAAGAGCUAUCAUUUGAGGCUUUCAUUUCUGUUGGAGUUUAUAUGUUGGUUCAACCACUUUAAUAUCAUCUGACAUUUCAUACUUGGGGGAAAAAAAUCACUUGAUUUAACGAAAAUGUAAUGCCUAUGCAAACAGACUGAGACAAAACUGUGCUGAAUUUAUUGGAAAGGGGAGAGAAACGAAAACGUCUUCAGGUUUUCUCAGACCUACAGCUCAAAGAUGUUAUUUGUUUUUCCAGUUAAUCCAAUUUGGAGUUUGUAGCGAUGUGAUUUAAAUAUGGGUGAAAUCAUUUGGUACUAAGACGAGACGAAAUGAUCAGAGAUACUUCUUCAAUGAACCAUAAUGCCUUGUGAGGCUCCAAUACGAGCAAAUGCGUGCUAAAGGAGGAGCCUUAUUAGCUAGAAUUUGAAACUAAUGAGAGCGAACGGUAGUGUGCAUGAAAAAAAAGUUAUUUUUAACUAUGUGUGAACAUUUGUGAAGCAUAUGUGCUUUUACUGUCAUUACCGCGCAUACUUAAACUGAAGCUCUAUGCAUAAUUUAUCAUUUUGAAUGUUUAUAUCUAACACUAUAAUCAUUCUUGUGUUUAUUUUUGCCAUCUGGCGUAAAAACGUUCAUAGAUUUGCUUUCUCUUCUAUAAAGCACACAUCUAAUAUAGCCAUACCAUUUAAAGACUUUGUUUCUGAUGACAUCAUCUGGUUUGUUGCAUAUCAUAUUUCAUUUUCCAUCCAUAACAUGCAUUCCUUGUGUUUCCCUGGUCUGUUCAUGUGUCUGUCACUACAAUGGCCACUUUGUGCCUGCGCUGGCUAAGAUGAUGACUUGUUCACUGUGGUGAGGAGUGCGUUUGUUCUUUGUAUUCCUCUUUGACUUUCUGUUGUUUAGCAAAUUGCAUAAUGUCCGGAAUAUUAGUAUUUUAAAAUCUAUGCUGUUUAAACUGGUGCAUCCAUGCAAGUGUCCUUUAGCGCAGUGUUUCUCAACCCCGUUCCUGGAGGACCAGCAGCUCUGCACAUUUUCCAGUCUCCUUAACCAAACACACCUGAUUCAGAUCAUCAGCUCAUUAGCAGAAAGACCUAUAAUAGGUGUGACAGACAAAGGAGACAUCCAAGACAUGUAGUGCUGGUGGUCCUCCAGGAACGUGGUUGAGAAAUACAGCGGCGGAAUAUUUAUUUGUAAUUUUACCAGUGACAGCAAUAAUUACAUCGCCUCAAAUUCAGGAAGCUGAAACGGGAAGAGGUAAACCCAUUUGUUUGGAUUAAGUCCUCUCUUUAAUCACUGGUGCUGCUGCUGCAUUCGUUUAAUGAGCUGAACCCAGAUGAUGUUUGAAUUCAAUCACUCCAUGUUUGUCAGCUUUGGGUUGAGGAUCUGUUUUAUUAUCCUGAUGAGCACCAGAUUGAGAGGUGGAUUUAUUCGGGGUCCUCAUAAAUCGGGCUGCGUUAUGUCUAGACACUGACUGAAACCAAUAUCUACUAUGACAGGCCUGCCAACCAUCUGGAAAAAAACAGCUUCCACCUUAAAGGAAUUGUUUGCUUGUUUGUAUUGAUGUUUUUUUUUCUUCAUCUUAGAAGUAAUAAUGAUUGUUAGGUUUUUAAUUUGGCUGUAUGCUUUUGCUGGCAGUAUACAAAAGGAUUUUGUACCUUUCUAAUGUAAAAUAUCCUGACUGCUCUGUUCUAGGUAUUGUCUUUUGAAAGCGGUAAAAGGAACUGACAUCUCUAUUUUAAAGAUAAUAAAUGAUAUUCAAUUA